This is a messenger RNA of Onychomys torridus (southern grasshopper mouse), 3586 nucleotides long. It is a transcript of the gene Insyn1, whose product is annotated as inhibitory synaptic factor 1. Gene Ontology annotation, biological process: inhibitory postsynaptic potential. The transcript is spliced from 3 exons. Lineage: Eukaryota; Metazoa; Chordata; Mammalia; Rodentia; Cricetidae. The record is from RefSeq and is a predicted model, not a curated record. The coding region runs from base 1798 to 2673 and encodes 291 amino acids. Gene Ontology annotation, cellular component: postsynaptic density.
GACCCCCCGGCUCGCGCGCCGCGCUCCGGGUGCUGGGAGGCGUGUGUGUCGCUUUAAAAGCUCCCUCCCGGCGCGCGGGGCCGGCCCCUUCCCUGCCAGCGCCGAGGCGAGCGGAGCCGCGCGAGCCCGGCGGCCUUUGAGGGAGCCAGCGCCCGCCAGGGCGGCCAGUCCGGCGGGGCGCGGCGGCGCUCGGGGAAAGCCGGCCAGGCCCGCGGAGCCGGGCGGGCAGUGCAGGGCAGGGCGAAGGGCGAAGCAGCCGGGGAGAGAGGCCCGAGCCGCCCCGGUGCCUCCUUUGCCCCAUUGGCAGCCGCCCGGCACCCGGGGCCGCGAGGCGCGGAGCCGUGAGCGAGCGCGCAGGAGGCGGUGGAGCCUAGAGGAGGCUGAGCGCCCCGUGUGCCCGGCCGGGCCCGCCGCGCCUCCUCCAUCGGCUCCCUGGCGCCUCGCUCUCCUUCUCUGCUCUCCUUUGCUUCUUCUGCUUAGCCCCGCCGCGCCAAGGCCCCCCCAGACCUCGUGCGCUCAUCUCCGCUGUGCUGGACACUGGGUCCCCCAGGGCACCGGGUCCCCCAGGGCACCGCUACCGCCCCUCCCCCGGGACUCGAAGGAAUCCGGACUUUCCCCACGGUGGAUCGAGCCGACUGCCGGGCUAAGGCUGAGCGGAUUCUGCGGUCGCUCCAGACGCCGCCCGGGCCGGAGCGCGGACAUUCUGGGUCCCGGCUGAGUGCACCCCGGACGCCUGGCAGUGCCAGAUCGCGAAAGGCAAGGCACGCCAGGGGCAGGACAGACCCCGGAGGGGCCCAGACACGCCGAACUGGACUGGACAGAGAGAAUCGCGAACCCUGCGGAGCCGGGGGAAUGCCGGGCGUGGGCUGAGGGUAUCCCGGCGCCUUCCCCAGCCUUCCGACUUUGGCUCAGUCGCCCGGACCGGACCGGCGUCGCUUCGGCCCGGGUCACCUGUGGCCUCGGGGCCCCCGAGCCCUCCGGACCCUCGCGACCCGGAGCCUGGCGGGCGUGGUGGGAGAUUUUUCCUACCCCCUUCCCCGGUGCGCGGAGGCCCCGCCCCCUCCCACCGCCCAGAUGUCUCCGGUCACCGAUCGGAGGACCUUCCUGAGGCCAAGAGCCGAAGGGUCCAGAGAGAGAAGCCCGCCCUAGGGGAGCCUUGGGGGCCCCCCCAACCUCGUCUUGGGGCUCGGCCCCCGACGCUGCUUGGAGGCAAGGCCGGUGCCCCCACCCUCUGGGGCUGCCCUCCUCCAAUCCAGGUCCCUCUCCAGCGCUGUUCACAUCUGGAGCCCCCUCCACAUCUGGAAGACCCUGACCUCCGUCCCUCUGCAGGUUCGGCUGCUUCUAGAGAGACCUCUGCCUUUGUAACUGCCUAGGAGUUGCGAGGGGAUUGCUGCUUCCCCCAUCCCAAGGGCAUCUCUUACCCCAGUCCUUGCAGAAUCAUCCCCCUGCCUCCACACCCAGAUUCAGGCAAAGAUCCACCACAGGCACUUCAAGUCCUGGAAGCUGUUCUUGGGCCCUAAGGCCCCUCCCCUUGCCCUCCUGUGUCCUCACCUUGACACCCCCCCCUUCACUCCCGUCAGACUCUGUCUCCCUCUGGGUGCUCCAUCCCCCACCCAGAGGCAGAGUAGGUCGAGUGGCAGGCUGCAGGGGCUGGGUGAGGGCCGCCCAAGGCCAGGGUAGGCUGGGGGGCCGUUAAAAUGUGGAGCUCUGCCCGGCCGAGGGGGGCUCCGUGGAGGCAGGCAAAGCGUGUGCCCCGCUGGGACGAGUAUGGGCAGGCUUGCGGCCACGUGGUGAAGGAUGAACAUUCGGGGUGCCCCGGACCUCGGGCAGCCCAGUGACGACCCCAACAGUGGUGGAGAGAGAGAACGGAUUCGACAGCGCAUGAAGAUGGUCAUCGGGCAACUUGAAGACAUCCUGAGGGAACUCAAAGAAGUGGCUAAGGAGCUGAGGGAGGUGGUGAGUCAGAUCGACAAGCUGACCUCUGACUUUGACUUUGAACUGGAGCCGGACGACUGGACCACGACCACUGUGAGCAGUACCUCCAGCAGUGACAAGGCGGGGGUGGGCGGUCCCUUUGACCUGGGCCACCUGGACUUCAUGACAGCCGAUAUCCUCUCAGACAGCUGGGAGUUCUGUUCCUUCCUGGAUGUCUCUACCCCAUCAGACUCUGUGGAUGGCCCCGAGGCACCACGGCCAGGCGCAGGCCCUGACUACCAGCUCAUGAAUGGUGGUAUGCCCAUCCCCAAUGGGCCACGAGUGGAGACUCCAGACUCCUCCAGUGAAGAGGCCUUCAGUGCUGGCCCUGCAAAGGGUCAGGUGCCCCAGCGGACCCCAGGGACAAGGGAGAGGGUACGGUUCAGUGACAAAGUGCUCUACCAUGCUCUGUGCUGUGAUGAUGAAGAGGGGGAUGGUGAGGAGGAGGUAGAGGAGGAGGCAGGCCUGGCCCCAGAGCUGGCCCAUGUGGAGCCACACACAGGCCCCCUCAAGCCCUCCCCAGCCCCCCACAAGACCAGGCGCUCUCCGUUGACCACACGACGCUUGGGCCCCACAUUGGCUCCAGAACAGACCCGGAGGGUCACAAGGAACAGCAGUACCCAGACAGUAUCAGACAAGAGCACACAGACAGUGCUGCCCUAUACGGCCACCAAACAGGAAGCCAAGGGCAAGAACUAGGGGUGGGGGGGGAGGGUAGGGGAUGCAUAGAGCUAUAAAUAUAUAUAUAUAUAUUUAAACAAACACAGUCAUAAUAAAAUUCAUAAAUACUAAGGAUCCGGGCCCACAGGCCCCAAAGCCUUCAAGAAAGCUCAUCCUAAAACAAUCAGAGGCCCAGGAUUUCCCCCUCCCCUCCAUAUGGCAGGGUUCCUGAAGGGAGCUGAACCCUACCAUUCCCACUACAAGUCUCCAGCACCAUAGAGGUCUGUGAGUGCUGGCCUGGGCCGUGUCCUAGAGGGAACUCAGCAGCUGGAGGCAAGCUGAAGAAAGCUUAUCCCAGGGCAGAGCUCACCUGGAAGACUAAGAACUUAGAACCCAGGGUUGGCAUCACUGUGGCCAGACACAGAAGCACCUCUGUCCUCCUGGGCAGAGCUAUGUGGACAGACAGCCCCACCUCUCUCUCUCACACACACACACACACACACACACACACACACACACACACACACCACCCAGCAUCUUAGGGUUGCCCCAAACACUGAGAAGGACACCCUGCCCUGGGGCAGACUGCACUACCAGGAGCCUGGCAGCCACGGAGCAGAUGCAAAAAUCCAAUCCACUCCGAUUCUUUCAGCUCCCAUUCUUAGCUCUGGAGUUCAGAAUUCUCAGAUCUUGGUCCUGAGCAGAUCCAAGGUGUGUGGAUAGUGGAUAGCAGGUAUCAGAGUGCUGGGAACGAAGACCCAGGUGUACUUGGCCAUCAACACUAGGCAGGCAGAGGGGAGAAGGAAACCCAUUGUCUUCCCCUAGCUCCUACUUCUUCAUGCCCAACCCCUUAGCUCACCUUAAUAAGCCCUGAACAGCAGCAACAGCUUCAUCUGCAGUGUGACCUCCCAACAGCUGCAUUCAAAUGUCUUUUUUUUUUUUUUUUUGGUUU